Molecule: messenger RNA, 2640 nt
Organism: Magnusiomyces paraingens
Lineage: Eukaryota; Fungi; Ascomycota; Dipodascomycetes; Dipodascales; Dipodascaceae
Exons: 3
Coding region: 1-2640 (879 amino acids)
Biological process (GO): nucleobase-containing compound metabolic process; establishment of sister chromatid cohesion
Cellular component (GO): nucleus
Molecular function (GO): hydrolase activity, acting on acid anhydrides, in phosphorus-containing anhydrides; ATP binding; DNA binding
Source: RefSeq, a predicted model, not a curated record
AUGCCCACUCAUAUCGACAUUGACUACGACACCGAAAAGUCGUCCGGGACUUUCGGUCAUCCAUAUAAACCAUAUGAUAUUCAGAUUCAAUUUAUGAAAGAACUUUAUGAGGUGCUCCAGAACAAAAAACUAACGCCUGUAGGAACCGGAAAAACUUUAUCACUAAUUUGUGGGUCCGUUUCAUGGCUACGAGACAUUCGACGCAAGCAGUUUGAAACCACGGGUGAGGAUGAAGAAGAUGAGGCUGCUAAAAAGCUUCCCGCAUGGGUCCGGGAACAAAGUAAGCAAAUAAAGCAAAACGCCAUUGUUGAGCAACUAAAAGAUCUAGAGGUCGCUUUAAAAGAAGCUAUAUCUUUUGAAGAAAAUGAGCUAAGAGAAGCUCAGUCGUUAAAACGUAAACGAAUACCCCCAAAUUACAUUACGAAACGCCAAAAACCCGCUACGGAUGAUCUUGACUCGGACUUUUAUGUCCUCCAAGAUCAAGAAGAAUCAUUGGAUGACGAGUUUCUCACACAACAAGAAAAGGAGCUUCAAGCAAUGAAGGCUCGCACAAAUGCCCUUCUCCAAGCCCUUGAAGAAGGUCCGUCUACUAAAGACGAUCAACCAGUAUUUGGCAAGGACCAACCUAAAAUCUUCUUUGCCUCCCGAACCCAUUCACAGCUCUCCCAGUUUGUAGGACAGCUUCGUUUACCCACAUUUAAACCAUCUGUACCAGAAUUCAUGCCUGACGAGCCCAUCAAGGAAAUUUCCCUUGCGUCGCGUCGCCAGUUGUGUAUCCACCCCACCGUGUCAAAGUACAAAUCCACCCAAAAAAUGAAUGAUGCAUGCCUUGACAUGCAAAAGGAAAGUUGCGGCUGUGAAUACAUGGUAAACACACGCGAUAUCAAGUCUCGGGUCCGGUAUCGCGAGUUUCGCAAUGCUGCUUUGGCGAAAAUCAGAGACAUUGAAGAUCUCGCGCAACUCGGCAAAACAAAACGCGUUUGUCCGUACUAUGCAACCCGCGAAAUUGCAAAUAAUGGAUGGGCUGAAAUUAUUGCUCUUCCAUACCAGCUAUUGCUUCAAAAGGAAGCUCGUGAUGCCCUUGGGAUUAACCUGACCAAUUCCGUUGUUGUCAUUGACGAAGCACACAAUCUGCUCGACACGAUUUCAUCUCUGUACUCCUUAGAGCUGACUUACUCGCAAAUUUCGCGCGCGCUCACAGGUCUCCAAACGUAUCAAAAAAAAUUUCAAUCAAGACUAUCAGGAACAAACCGCAUUUGGCUUGCAAAGUUAAUCAAGACGGUAAAAUCUAUUGCACAGUUUCUCAAAAAGGCACAGAAAAAACCACCACAAGAGACUGGACCAGGCAAAAAUAUUCCAGCUUCUAGCUUUUUUGAAAAUUAUGAUGGCGCUGUCGAUACCAUUAAUGUACACGAUCUCGAGCAGUUUGUCAAAAAAACCAAGCUGGUCUUUAAAAUUGAAAGUUAUCUAGACAAAUUGGAAAGCCAGGAACAGCAGCAGCACCACCAUUUAGUCCUAGGGAAAGUUAUUUCUUUUCUUUUAGCAAUCGGAAACCCAUCGUGGGAGGGAAAAUUUUUUUAUGGUCGCAACGCAAAUAAAGAACUCCAAAUUCAGUACAUUUUGCUCGACUCCAGUGUUAAGUUUAAGGAAAUAGUUGACGAGUGUCGUUGUGUUAUUCUGGCGGGUGGCACUAUGAAACCAACUGAAGAUUAUCUUACAUAUCUAUUUCCUUAUCUACCUAAGGAUCAGAUUUCAAUCUUUAGCUGCGACCAUAUCAUCCCAGACAGAAACCUAACCGUCUUACCUAUUGGCCGACGGUCAGGUGUCAAGUUUAAUUUCACUUUUGCUGAACGCAACAGCAAGUCGAUGAUUGAACAAUUGGGGUUGACUCUUAUUGACAUUUGCAAGACAGUUCCUGACGGUGUUGUUGUAUUCUUGCCAAGUUAUGUGUAUAUGAGCUCUGUCAUAAAAAUAUGGGAGUCAUCGACAACAAACAACCGCACAAUUCUCAGUGCACUCAAAGCAAUCAAGUCGGUUUUUUGGGAGCCUCAGAACAGUGGCACAGACUCGUCUUACACAACUUCUUUAGAAACUGCUGGUGCCACCACCAAGAUUCUUGAUGAGUACACAAAAAAGAUUGAAGAUGCAACUGGCCGUGGUGCUAUGUUGUUUGCAGUUGUCGGGGGGAAAAUGUCGGAGGGUAUCAAUUUUUCUGACCGAUUGGCACGAGCUGUAGUUAUGGUCGGACUGCCGUUCCCGCAUGCAUUCAGUGCGGAGAUGGUUGCAAAGCGCGAGUACGUUGAGCAAACCACAAUCAAACAGAGACAACAGACUAAAAAUGACAACAACGUAGGUAAGACUCUACCUUCUUUGUCGUCAUUGCAACAACUAGGCAAAGCAAAGGCUCGCGAGUUUUACGAAAACGUCUGUAUGCGCGCUGUCAAUCAGUGUGUGGGCAGAGCAAUCCGCCAUGCUGGAGAUUAUGCUGCUGUGAUUUUACUUGACGACAGAUAUGGCACACUCCACAUUCAAGGGAAGCUGUCACAAUGGGUCCAGAAACGAAUUGUAAGCGUUCAAAAUGGUGGGUCGUUGGACAACUCGGAUGCGCUGAAUAAGCUCUCCGCGUUUUUCCAGCGGUGA